Molecule: messenger RNA, 408 nt
Organism: Lachancea sp. 'fantastica'
Lineage: Eukaryota; Fungi; Ascomycota; Saccharomycetes; Saccharomycetales; Saccharomycetaceae
Source: the annotation of a GenBank genome assembly
AUGUCGUUUCUAACACCCCCAAACUCAGUGGCAGGUCUGAGUAAAGGCUCCAUAAGUCAAAGCUUUGUGCUGGAUACGCCUGUAUCGCAGCUGUUCCCCCCUGACGGCUCGGAAAUGUCUCUCAAAACGAAAAACAACAUUUGCAAGUCGUUUGAAGAUGACUUGUUUUUCUGUCCGAGGGGGCUACUGUCAACGCAGGAACAGUCGACUUGCCAACAAAUGGAUCUCGUUCUACUUGAUCAGAUGCGUGAAUUCGGAGCUUCUCAACCUCAUGGGUCGAAGUAUCUCGAAAACAUGCAGCCACAGCCCAAGAAAUUCAACCCUUAUACCUCCCAGAGUUUUAGUCCUGCACCUCCACCUUUCGAGCCUCACGCGCCUCUACAACAAGACUCCAAUAAUAGCUUUUGA